AGAGAGAGAGAGAAGAAUGAUGAAGUUACAGGGUGUUUAUGGCAAGUGUAAAGAAAUGGGUUGCCGCAAAUCUGGUUUUUAAUGAGAGAGAGAAAUGGGGGGUGUUACUUCUUCUAUUGCCGCCAAAUUCGCCUUCUUCCCGCCAACUCCUGCAACUUACACCAUACCCCAAGAUGAAAUCAGUGGUAAACUCCUCAUUCCAGAGCUACCCAGAUGGGACAAUGUCGAAGUCAUGAAGCUCCAUACCAGAAGAGGCCAGGAAUUGGUGGCUGUCUAUAUAAGGAACCCAAUGGCCAAGCUCACUCUUCUCUACUCUCAUGGAAAUGCAGCCGACUUGGGGAUGAUGUUUGAGCUUUUUCUCGAACUGAGUCUUCGACUUGGAGUCAAUUUAAUGGGGUAUGACUAUUCGGGCUAUGGGCAGUCUACUGGAAAGCCCAGCGAGUGCAACACCUAUGCAGAUAUCGAAGCAGCAUAUAACUGCCUCAAGGAUCAGUAUGGAAUAAGAGAUGAGGAUUUAAUCUUAUAUGGGCAGUCUGUUGGGAGUGGCCCAACUUUGGAUCUGGCUUCACGCCUUCCUAAUUUGCGAGCGGUGGUUUUACAUAGCCCUAUACUUUCUGGAUUAAGAGUAAUGUGCACAGUCAAGCGCAGUUACUGGUUUGAUAUAUACAAGAACGUUGACAAAAUUGGCUUAGUGAAUUGUCCAGUUCUAGUUAUACAUGGUACAGCAGAUGAAGUUGUGGAUUGGUCCCAUGGGAAACAGCUUUGGGAGCUAAGCAAAAACAAAUACGACCCCCUGUGGAUUGAUGGGGGUGGGCACUGCAAUCUUGAGAUAUACCCCGAUUACAUGCUCCAUCUAAACAAGUUCAUUUCAACUCUUGGAAAACAAAGAUCCAGCUCAAUGGAGCUAGUUAACCCAAUCACCUUUAAUUUCUCUAAUGUCAAAGAGAAACCUGAGAUUUCAAGGCAUAGUUUUGAUAGCCGUACAGAGAGAUCACGGAGAAGCAUAGGCCGAAGAGAGAAGCACAAGAGGCAUGGGGAGCGACUCGAGAAGGCGAGGUCUAGUCUCGACCAAUUGGGAAGAACCUUCCCCAAGUUAGAAAUAUGCAAAGAACUCUGAUCAGUUGUGCUUUCUGUGUUUCCUAUGAAGCAUUAUCAUCCCUUUGUGGGUUGAUUGCUUGUGUGUGUGUGUGAGAGAGAGAGGGGUCUGUAAGGGUGGUGUACCAUUGUUGCAAGGAUCAUGUACUUACUACAAAAGGUCGACUCUGUUGGUUUACCAUUGUUGUAAUGGUAGUCUGUAUUGAUCUGGUCUCUAAUUGUGGUGUUCCUUUGUUAUGAGGAUAGUGUGCCUCAAUUGACUGGGUUAUAUGUACUGCAAGAAAUUUGUUUAUGACUUGCUUGAGGGUGGAGUGAAUCACCCUUAAAUCCA
Amborella trichopoda is the source of this 1426-nucleotide messenger RNA. RefSeq lists its product as uncharacterized. Lineage: Eukaryota; Viridiplantae; Streptophyta; Magnoliopsida; Amborellales; Amborellaceae. The record is from RefSeq and is a predicted model, not a curated record.